Prunus mume (Japanese apricot) is the source of this 2458-nucleotide messenger RNA. RefSeq names its product heat shock 70 kDa protein, mitochondrial. The record is from RefSeq and is a predicted model, not a curated record. Lineage: Eukaryota; Viridiplantae; Streptophyta; Magnoliopsida; Rosales; Rosaceae. Gene Ontology annotation, molecular function: ATP-dependent protein folding chaperone; ATP binding. Gene Ontology annotation, biological process: protein folding.
UCCAGAACUUUCCACACGCAUCCUUCGCUCAAUUUCCGCCUCAUAAAAGAACGCCCUCCCAACAAAAACCCUAAACCCUAGAGCUCAAAACCCUCCCCGUGUUUCCCCUUUCGAGUUCUUCGUCUCUGUGCGUGUUGUUCUAAUCACAGCAUCUGCCAUGGCCACCGCCGCGUUACUCCGUUCCCUACGACGUCGUGACAUCGCAUCGGUCCCUCUCUGUGCCUACCGAUCCUUGAAUAGCCCUUCUAAUUCAUCGCAUCUUGUUCAAAAAUGGGGAAGCUUGGCAAGAACUUUCAGUUCCAAACCUGCUGGAAAUGAUGUUAUUGGCAUUGACUUGGGUACUACCAACUCAUGUGUGGCUGUGAUGGAAGGAAAGAACCCCAAAGUCAUUGAGAAUUCUGAAGGAGCUCGAACCACACCAUCAGUGGUUGCUUUCAACCAGAAAGGAGAACUAUUGGUUGGUACUCCAGCAAAACGUCAAGCUGUCACAAAUCCCACAAACACAGUUUUUGGAACCAAGCGUCUGAUCGGUAGGCGCUUUGAUGAUCCCCAGACGCAAAAGGAAAUGAAGAUGGUUCCAUACAAGAUAGUGAAAGCUCCAAAUGGAGAUGCUUGGGUUGAAGUCAAUGGUCAGCAGUACUCCCCAAGCCAAAUUGGAGCCUUUGUCCUAACAAAGAUGAAAGAGACUUUCAAUGAUGCGCAGAGGCAAGCAACAAAGGAUGCUGGCAGAAUUGCUGGUCUAGAUGUACAGAGAAUCAUAAAUGAGCCUACUGCUGCUGCACUUUCCUAUGGUAUGAACAACAAGGAAGGGCUAAUAGCUGUGUUUGAUCUUGGUGGUGGAACAUUCGAUGUAUCCAUUCUGGAGAUAUCCAAUGGCGUUUUUGAGGUGAAAGCAACAAAUGGCGACACAUUCCUGGGAGGAGAGGAUUUUGACAAUGCAUUGCUGGACUUCUUGGUGAGUGAAUUCAAGAGGACUGAGGGGAUUGAUUUGGCAAAGGAUAGGCUUGCCUUGCAGAGGCUUAGGGAGGCAGCUGAGAAGGCGAAGAUUGAACUUUCAUCAACAUCACAAACUGAGAUUAACCUUCCCUUCAUUACAGCUGAUGCUUCAGGUGCUAAGCAUCUGAACAUCACAUUGACCAGAUCCAAAUUUGAAAGUCUGGUAAAUCACUUGAUUGAGAGGACAAAGGCUCCAUGUAAGAAUUGUCUGAAGGAUGCUAAUACAUCAAUUAAGGAUGUCGACGAGGUCCUUCUUGUUGGAGGGAUGACACGUGUUCCCAAAGUGCAAGAGGUCGUUACACAAAUAUUUGGCAAGAGCCCAAGCAAAGGAGUGAAUCCUGAUGAGGCUGUUGCUAUGGGAGCUGCCAUCCAAGGUGGUAUCCUUCGUGGUGAUGUUAAGGAGUUGCUUCUUCUUGAUGUCACUCCUCUAUCGCUGGGCAUUGAAACAUUGGGUGGAAUCUUCACCAGGUUGAUUAGCCGCAACACAACAAUUCCAACAAAGAAGAGUCAGGUAUUUUCAACCGCAGCUGACAACCAAACUCAAGUGGGUAUCAAGGUGCUACAAGGAGAGCGUGAGAUGGCUUCUGACAACAAGAUGUUGGGAGAGUUUGAACUCGUGGGCAUUCCACCAGCACCAAGGGGCAUGCCUCAGAUUGAAGUCACCUUCGAUAUUGAUGCCAAUGGUAUUGUCACUGUUUCUGCCAAGGACAAGGCCACCAGCAAAGAACAGCAGAUUACCAUUCGCUCGUCUGGAGGGCUUUCUGAAGAUGAGAUUGAGAAGAUGGUCAGGGAAGCCGAGCUACAUGCUCAGAAAGAUCAAGAGAGGAAAGCUCUAAUUGACAUCAGAAAUAGUGCCGAUACUACCAUCUACAGUAUCGAGAAGAGCUUGAAUGAGUAUCGUGACAAGAUCCCAAGUGAAGUUGCCAAAGAAAUUGAGGACGCAGUUGCAGAAUUGAGGACGGCAAUUGGAGGGGACAAUGCUGAAGAAAUUAAGGCCAAGCUUGAGGCUGCAAACAAAGCUGUUUCUAAGAUUGGGGAGCACAUGUCACGUGGUUCAGGCGGUGACUCUUCUUCCGGUGGACCAGGGACAGAGGGUGGAGACCAAGCUCCCGAGGCAGAUUACGAAGAAGUGAAAAAGUGAGUGCCCGAGCAGUAAUUGAGUUUACUUAAUUCACUGUCAAAGAUGAAGUUCUAAAUUUUUAUUUGCCCAUAAAACCUCACCUCUUUUGGUUUUGUAUCUAAGUGUUGGGAGUUUAAAUGUAUUAGGGAAGCACGAUCUACUUCCUCUGCCCUUUUUUCAGUACAUUUUUAGUUGAGAUUUUGUGGUAGUCAUUAAUCACCGGUAUUUCUUCUGGUAAGUUAUCCAUGAGAGGGAUUAUGCCUGGUUUUGUCCAGGCAGGACGGACUAAUUUUAGCUGUUCAAAGUUUGAAUAAUGAAAUAGGUUCAGAAUUCGGAAUAGCA